Messenger RNA from Phyllotreta striolata, 1554 nucleotides. The record is from the annotation of a GenBank genome assembly. NCBI's taxonomy places the organism in Eukaryota, Metazoa, Arthropoda, Insecta, Coleoptera, Chrysomelidae.
AUGAAAUCGUCGAAGGGCGAUUCGAAGUCGUGCGGAGUCUGCGGCGACAAGGCCCUGGGCUACAAUUUCAACGCGAUAACGUGCGAAAGCUGCAAGGCCUUCUUCCGCAGGAACGCGCUCAUCCAGAAAUCGUUCAAAUGCCCCUUCAGCAACCAGUGCGAGGUCACGACGAUAACGAGGCGGUUCUGCCAGAAAUGCAGGCUGGACAAGUGCUUCGCCAUCGGCAUGUGCAAGGAUCUGAUCAUGUCGGAGCAGGACAAGGUGGCGAAGCGCCAGAAAAUCGAAGAGAAUCGAGUGCGGAAGCAGUCGAUGAGCAAGUUCAAGUCGAGCUUUAAGAAGGUGAAGAGGGAGGCCGAUUUCGUCGAGCCCGAUUCCCAGUUGAAUUCGGAUUUGGAUAAUAGCAGUUCGCCCGCUGAGGCGGAGACCAACGAUAAGUACCACCAAGUCUCCUCCAGCGACGACGUAGCGACGUUUGCGUUGAAGAAUGUGCUGAAUUCCUCUGAUGUAAUAGACCGAAUGGAGAAAGAUAACAAUUUCAAUUGCGUGCUGCAGUCGAAUCCUGCUAAUACCAGCGGCCUGAAUCGAAGCAGCCUAAGCUGCACAACCGAUUCGAGAAGCUCCAGUAACGAUAACAAUCUGGAUAAUUCCAAUUCGAACUCUUUGAUAGAUAACAUUUCCAAUGUUAUGAACGAUGUACAGAGUGUCCAUUCGUACGAUCGUAGCCCCAUCGAAUCGAUCCUGUGCGAAGCCAUAAAAUUGGAGUUCCAGGCGUUCUCGUCGAUAAGCCAGAUACAGUCGAAUUCCAGGGAGUUGAACGAUGCGGAGAGGGCGAAAUUGAACGAGCUAAUAGUAGCGAACAAGGCCUUUCUCACACCCGUGGACGAGGAAUACGAGCAUUUAGUUGGGAUGUCCGGUUUCGAAAAUGCUCAGCAAAAAGUAGACGGCACCCCCGCUCUGGUGGAUGUUAUCAAUUUAACCACCAUAUACGUAAGGAGGUUGAUAAAGAUGGCUAAGAAAAUCGGAGCGUUUCGGAACAUGUGCCAGGAGGACCAAGUGGCCCUAUUGAAAGGCGGUUGUACCGAGAUAAUGUUGCUCAGAAGUACCAUGAAUUACGAUUCGAAGAAGCAAAUAUGGCAGAUACCCCAUUCCGUGGAGAACCUCCGGCUCAACGUGGACAUACUGAAACUGGCCAAAGGCAACAUCUACAUGGAUCACGAUAAGUUCAUCAAAACCUUUUGCCCUUUGUGGAAGGACGACGAGAAUAUCAUCCUGAUCCUCGGCAUGGUGCUGCUGUUUUGCCCCGAUAGGCCUAAAAUCGUCCACCAGGACGUGAUCAAAUUGGAACAGAACGCUUAUUAUUACCUCCUGCGUCGGUAUCUCGAAAGCAUCCAUCCGGGCUGCGAGGCCAAAUCGACCUUUUUGAAAUUAAUGCAGAAACUGAGCGAACUGCGAAAGCUAAACGAGGAACUGAUUAGCGUCUAUUUGAAUAUCAAUCCCUCGCACGUUGAACCGUUGUUGAUUGAAAUAUUCGAUUUGAACAAUACGAAAGUGUGA